AGCAUAGAGACUAGGAAAGAACUGGCAACAUUAUUCCUGUCAAAUGAUGGCUGAACAUUAUCACCAACAGUUUAAUGACAGCUGACAUAAAUUUCUUCCCCUGACCUCAAAGGCUCCCAGCAUACUUCUCAAACCAUAUCAAUUGGUUUUCAAGGCUCAUUUGAAUUGCUACCUCCUAUAUGUGGCCUUUCUGAUUCCCACAGUUCUGAGUGCUCUCCUGACCCUGAAAUUACUUUUAGCUGAACCCAGGAUUAAAUUGAUGUGCCAAUCUGUCUCUUCAUGAUACCUAACCAUUUGAAAAUUACAGAGUAAAAGUCAAUCUCCAGAAAAAAUAUAUAAGGGCUUCUCUAGCAGCCAUCAGUACCACAGAAAAGCAGAGUACUGAAGCAAUGAAUAUGCAAAAAGAUGAACAAGAACAAGAGAACAAAAGGAAAGGUUCCUGUGUAUGCUUGGAGUUCAGAAACUCAGGGGAUAAUCCUUAGUUCUUUCUUCUAUGGAACUCUAAUUUCAUUUGUCCCAAAUGGCUAUUUAGCUGGAAUACUUGGAGCACGGAAGUCAUUGGCAAUUGGAUUGUUAAUGACCUCCCUUCUGACCAUCUUAAUACCAUUUGCUGCAGCUCAGGGAGUGCCUUGCAUCAUCCUGACCCGGGUAACACAUGGCAUCUUUCAGGGAUUUGCAAUUUCAUCUUUACCUUGUUUUUGGAGGAAAUGGGCUCCCCCCCUGGAACGUAACCUGCUCUGUGGAAUUUCUACCUGUGGUGCACUGCUUGGAAACUUCACUAUAUUUAUUGCGAGUGGAUUCAUCUCUCAUUCUCUAGGCUGGCCAUAUAUCUUUUAUAUAUUUGGAGCCAUUGGCUUGGCAUUUUGUGCUUUGUCAUUUGUACUGAUUUAUGAUGAUCCCAUGACUCACCCAUAUAUAAGUAAAAGUGAAAAAGAAUACAUUAUUUCUUCAUUGCCCAUAGAGGUCAGGCCCCCUGGUUGGUCUUUACCUAUCAAGGCUAUGGCUGGCUCCUUACCACUUUGGGCCAUUAUGAUUAUUGAAUUUUGUUAUUUUUGGAUAUUUGCCAGCAUGACAGUAUCAUUUCCGACCCUUAUAAACACUAUGUUUUAUUUUGACACCAGAAAUAAUGGUUUACUGAGUUCACUGCCUUCCAUUGUGUCACUCAUUACUAUUAUUAUAGGAAGUCAACUUGCAGAUUUCCUCUUGUCCAGGAAGAUCCUCAGUCCAGUGAUGGUUCGGAAAUUCUUCAUUGUCCUGGGAAUGCUACCAGGGGCAGCAUUAUUCAUUGCAAUACCAUAUGUCAGCAAGUACAUAGCUAUUGUCAUUCUGAUUCUUUCUUUGGUAAUGAACAACCUGUAUGCCACAGUACCAACAGUUAAUAUCCUAGACAUUGCUCCCAGAUAUAAUAGUUUUCUCUGUGGAGUAGCAAAUGCAUUUGCAACACUAUCUCAAAUCAUAAUUACAACUGUUUUUGGAUUUCUCAUUGGUCAGGAUCCACUAAAUGGAUGGAAGACUAUCUUCUUUCUAUCAGCUGCCAUUAUGCUAAUAGGGAUGAUCAUUUUUCUAAUGUUUGGCCGUGCAGAAAUCCAGGACUGGGCUAAAGAGAGAACUGACAGAACAACCCGCUUCUAAGGUUCUGGAAGUUUGAACUGAAAUUCAAUCCUAGUAAA
Molecule: messenger RNA, 1670 nt
Organism: Dromiciops gliroides (monito del monte)
Lineage: Eukaryota; Metazoa; Chordata; Mammalia; Microbiotheria; Microbiotheriidae
Product: probable small intestine urate exporter
Exons: 13
Coding region: 406-1632 (408 amino acids)
Biological process (GO): transmembrane transport; monoatomic anion transport
Molecular function (GO): transmembrane transporter activity
Source: RefSeq, a predicted model, not a curated record